GAUACGCUGAGGUUAAAGUUUAAAGGUCAUGUUGUCAAAUUUUGCCCUCAGUAAACAUGGCGGAGACUGAGAAGCAGGCAGGCGCCUCUCCUGAAGAUGACGGGCCUCCCCUACCUGCCAGCUACACCUUCAUGGUGCCUAAGAAGGAGAUCAGCAUGGUGCCUGAUAUGGGCAAAUGGAAGAGAUCUCAGGCGUACGCAGACUACAUUGGAUUCAUUCUAACUCUGAAUGAGGGGGUGAAGGGGAAGAAGCUCACGUGUGAUUAUCCCGUUUCAGAGGUACAGCCGCAGUCGUUUAUCACACAUCUGUCUCACUGUGCACGGAGAAAAAUUCUCACUUCCUCCUUUGUUGCUCCCCUCUUUAAUGUUAUUGUUAAGUUUUUCUUAUCCUUCUCUCUCUGUGCAUUUCAGACAAUAGAAAAGUUGCUGUCGCUGUUGGGAACUCUGGAUCGCUGGAUAGAUGAGACGCCACCAGUGGACCAGCCGUCGCGCUUUGGCAAUAAGGCUUACCGAACCUGGUACGGCAAACUAGAGCAGGAGGCUGAGGCUCUGGUGGCUGCUGUUCUUCCUGAUAAACUCAGUGCUGCUGUUCCAGAGGUCGCAGUGUACCUGAAGGAAGCUGUAGGCAACUCUACAAGGAUUGAUUAUGGCACAGGUCACGAAGCUGCCUUUGCAGCAUUCCUCUGCUGCCUUUGCAAAAUAGGAGCUCUGCGAGUGGAAGACCAGCUGGCCAUCAUUUUCAAAGUCUUUGACAGGUAUCUGCAUGUGAUGCGGAAGCUGCAGAAGACGUACCGUAUGGAGCCGGCGGGGAGUCAGGGCGUGUGGGGGCUCGACGACUUUCAAUUUCUGCCCUUCAUAUGGGGCAGUUCCCAGCUCAUAGAUCACCCCACUCUGGAGCCACGGCAUUUCGUGGAGGAGAAGGUGGUGAACGAGCACCAUCAGGACUACAUGUUUCUGGAGUGCAUUAAAUUCAUCAAUGAGAUGAAAACGGGACCUUUUGCUGAGCACUCGAACCAGCUUUGGAACAUCAGUGCCGUUCCCUCCUGGGCCAAAGUCAACCAAGGCCUUAUACGAAUGUACAAGGCUGAAUGUCUAGAGAAGUUUCCCGUCAUCCAGCACUUCAAGUUUGGCAGCCUGCUCUCCAUCCAGCCCGUGAAACCAUGAAUGACAGCAGGAAGAACCAGUCUGAGAGCACAACCGAUUCUCAACCAAUUCAACGAACCACCCAAAUCGCCUAGCCACCAUCCAGCGUUCCAAAGUUUCCCCACUGCUUAAACGAAUAAAUGCGACUACAGUCAAAACCCUACUUCUAACAGCAGUUCAGCAUGACUGCCUCCCCCUAAAUUAUAGAAUUCACAUGAGGAUAAAUUUCUGUCUCCUUAGUCUGGGCCCAAGAAAUAGAGUGUAAGAAUAAAUAUAGUCCAUGGCACCAUAAUUAGUAUCUUAAAAAUUUGCAGUAUCCAUAAUUCAUAUCCAUAAUUUAUGAAUAUGUACAUAUGAAAAGUAAAGCUUGCCUGAUCUGAUAAGUCUUGGUUUUUAUUUGAUGUACUAGAAAACAGGCAAUGGGUCCGUUUUUCCAUUUAGACUGUAAUGAUCCUUGACAAAUUGAUGAUUUGUGUGUGUGUGUGUGUGUGUGUGUGUGUGUGCGCACUUGCUUCAAAAACAGUUACUCGUGUGGCCUGUAUGUGCUGUAAAUGUACAUUUUUGUCAUUUUGUCACUAGGAUUAAUAAACUGUCAGCCGUUUUAGUCUUGAA
This is a messenger RNA of Pangasianodon hypophthalmus (striped catfish), 1754 nucleotides long. It is a transcript of the gene ptpa, whose product is annotated as protein phosphatase 2 phosphatase activator. Gene Ontology annotation, biological process: mitotic spindle organization. Bases 57 to 1163 code for a protein of 368 amino acids. Lineage: Eukaryota; Metazoa; Chordata; Actinopteri; Siluriformes; Pangasiidae. The transcript is spliced from 9 exons. The record is from RefSeq and is a predicted model, not a curated record. Gene Ontology annotation, cellular component: cytoplasm; protein phosphatase type 2A complex; nucleus. Gene Ontology annotation, molecular function: protein tyrosine phosphatase activator activity; peptidyl-prolyl cis-trans isomerase activity.